AUGUCAAUGGAAUUAUCAAAUGAAGGAAAUCUAUCCGAUACAGAAGAUAUGAUUCGAAAUAUACCUCAACUACCACGUUUAUUGACGAUAAAACCUUAUGUCGUAUAUUUUAUUCAUCGAAACGCAUCACCAUCCAUGUUACAUGAAAUAAUUACAGAAGCGAAACAAACAGAAAGAUUUACAUUUGUACCCAAAUAUAAAUCAAUUGAACAUGAUACAAUGUCCAUGCAUAUUGAACUUAUUCAACAAACUGUAACAAUUCUCGUUUCAAUUGAUUAUUCACAUGAGAAAGACAAAAGAACACUACUUUAUGAUACACUUUGCCAGUUUUUCUCCAUUAUCUUUCAUUCAUCCAAUCUAGUUCAGACAUGGGGCGGUAAUCUGAUUCAUAAAUUAAAACCAUUUCUAUCACAUGAACUGUUUACAAUCAAUCAGAUAAACCAAUGUCGAUCAAGUGACAUUCAACAAGAAUUCAAAAGAUGGUAUAAUCAAACAUUUAUCCAUCAAAUAUGUUGUCACCAUUAUCUUCAAUAUGAUGAUAUUGAUGGACCAUUUUGUUCAUGUACUUAUCGACCGUACAAAUCUGUUUCA
Messenger RNA from Adineta ricciae, 591 nucleotides. The record is from the annotation of a GenBank genome assembly. Lineage: Eukaryota; Metazoa; Rotifera; Eurotatoria; Adinetida; Adinetidae.